CUACAACCGACUCUGAUUUCCACAACAAAAUCCCUUUACUACUUAUUGACCACUCUCAAUCUUUUCAUUGCUGAUUUUUUUUCCCGUUUUUGGAAAAUGGGUUCUUUGAUGAACGAGGAAUUGAUAGAAGAGGAGUCAAAAGAAGCAAUUUUAUACGUUAAUGGAGUUCGUCGAGUGUUACCUGAUGGAUUAGCCCAUUUGACUCUUCUUGAAUAUCUAAGAGAAAUAGGCCUGACAGGCACCAAGCUAGGCUGUGGUGAAGGUGGGUGUGGGGCAUGCACUGUAAUGGUUUCUUAUUUUGAUCAGAAUUUGAAGAAAUGUGUGCACCAUGCAGUAAAUGCAUGCUUGGCUCCUCUAUAUUCUGUGGAAGGGAUGCAUGUCAUCACAGUGGAGGGAAUUGGGAACCGUAAAGCUGGAUUGCACCCAAUUCAGGAAUCAUUGGCUCGCUCGCAUGGUUCACAAUGUGGAUUCUGCACUCCUGGUUUCGUCAUGUCCAUGUAUGCAUUACUACGAUCAUCUAAAGAACAGCCUACAGAAGAGCAAAUUGAAGAAAGCCUUGCCGGAAAUUUAUGUCGAUGUACUGGUUAUAGGCCAAUUGUUGAUGCAUUUCGGGUAUUCACAAAAACUAAUAAUGCUUUAUACACCAGCACAUCUUUACAAGACAUUAAUACUGGUGAAUUUAUCUGUCCUUCAACGGGUAAGCCUUGUUCAUGUGGGCCGAAGGCUGAAAGUAGUGAAGAAACCAUCAAACAAAAUUUAAGCAAUGAUUGUGGCUGGAAGCCACUUUCUUACAAUGAAACCGAUGGAACCACGUACACCAGCAAAGAAUUUAUUUUCCCUCCUGAACUUAUAUUAAGGAAAUUGACCUAUUUAAGUUUGAGUGGAUCAAAUGGACGAAAGUGGUAUAGGCCCUUAAAACUUCAGCAUCUGUUGGAUUUAAAAGCAAGAUUUCCAGAUGCCCGGUUAGUUGUUGGAAAUACAGAAGUGGGAAUUGAAGUCAGGCUUAAAGGUAUUCACUAUCCUAUAUUAAUAUCUGUUGCACAUGUUCCUGAACUUAACUAUAUAAGAGUUGAGGAUAAUGGCUUAGAAAUAGGUGCUGGAGUUAAAUUAUCACAGCUUUUGGAUGUAUUAAAGAAGGUAAGAAAUAACCGCCCUGAGUAUGAAACAUCAUCAUGUCGAGCUCUCAUCGAGCAGAUAAAGUGGUUUGCUGGAACACAAAUACGAAAUGUUGCAUCAGUUGGUGGGAAUAUCUGCACUGCGAGCCCAAUAUCCGAUUUGAACCCUCUUUGGAUGGCAGCAGGAGCGACGUUUCGAAUAAUUGAUUGCAAAGGAAAUGUCAGAACAUGUCUGGCUAAAAAUUUCUUCCGGGGCUAUCGUAAAGUGGAUCUGACAAGUAGUGAAAUUUUACUGUCGGUAUCAUUGCCUUGGAAUAAGCCAUUCGAGUUUGUGAAAGAAUUUAAGCAAUCUCAUAGGAGAGAUGAUGAUAUUGCCAUCGUCAAUUCUGGGAUGUGUGUCUGUCUUGAAGAGAAGGACAAGAACUGGUUAGUUUCAGAUGCUUUGAUUGUAUAUGGUGGGGUUGCUCCACUUUCAUUUGCUGCAUCAAAAACUUGUGACUUCUUAAUCGGGAAAAGUUGGAAUAAAGAGCUGCUGCAGGGUGCUUUGAAAAUUUUGGAGGAGGAAAUUGUGCUGAAAGAAGAUGCACCUGGUGGGAUGGUUGAAUUUCGAAAAUCAUUAACAUUUAGCUUCUUCUUCAAAUUUUUCUUGUGGGUUUGUCAUCAAAUGGAUGGACAACCAUUAUUUCUUGAGAAAGUUCCAGCUUCGCAUGUUUCAGCUGUAGAUUCAUCUCUUCGACCAUCCGUUAGUUCAAUCCAGGAUUUUGAGAUCACGAGGCAUGGUACUUCUGUGGGUUCCCCUGAAGUUCAUAUUUCAUCAAGGCUUCAGGUUUCUGGAGAGGCCGAAUAUACUGAUGAUGAGCCAAUGCCACCCAAUAGUUUGCAUGCUGCUCUGAUAUUGAGUAAAAAACCUCAUGCUCGUAUACUUUUGAUAGAUGAUUCGGGAGCCAGGUCCUCUCCUGGAUUUGCAGGAAUCUUUUUGGCUAAAGAUGUACCUGGUAAGAAUAUGAUUGGACCAGUUAUUGCGGAUGAGGAACUUUUUGCCACAGAGUUUGUCACUUCUGUGGGUCAGGUUAUUGGAGUGGUUGUAGCUGACACACAUGAAAAUGCAAAACUUGCUGCUAGAAAGGUUCAUGUUGAGUAUGAGGAGCUACCUCCAGUUUUAUCGAUAGAGGAUGCUAUACAGGCCAACAGUUAUCAUCCUAAUACGGAAAGGUGUAUGACAAAGGGUGAUGUUGAACAGUGUUUCCAGUCGGGUCAAUGUGACAGUAUUAUAGAAGGAGAAGUUAGGGUAGGUGGUCAAGAACAUUUCUAUUUGGAGCCUCAUGGCACAUUUUUAUGGACAGUGGAUAGUGGGAAUGAGGUGCACAUGAUCUCAUCUACCCAGGCUCCUCAGAAGCACCAGAAGUAUGUCUCUCUUGUUCUUGGUCUUCCGAUGUCAAAAGUGGUUUGCAAGACCAAAAGGAUAGGUGGUGGAUUUGGAGGCAAGGAGACUAGGUCUGCUAUGCUUGCUGCUGCAGCGGCUGUUCCAUCAUACCUGUUGGAUCGUCCAGUGAAAAUUAUUCUGGAUAGGGAUAUAGACAUGAUGAUAAUGGGGCAGCGACAUAGCUUUCUUGGGAAGUACAAGGUUGGUUUUACAAAUGCUGGGAAAGUACUUGCCUUGGAUCUUCAUAUCUACAAUAAUGCUGGAAAUUCAUUAGACCUAUCAGUCGCUGUACUUGAACGUUCUAUGUUCCAUUCACACAAUGUCUAUGAAAUACCAAAUAUGAUGAUUAAUGGAAAAGCAUGCUUCACUAAUUUUCCUAGUAAUACAGCUUUUAGAGGGUUUGGAGGCCCACAGGGUAUGCUAAUUGCUGAGAAUUGGAUAGAGAGGAUUGCGGUGGAAGUUAACAAAAGCCCAGAAGAAAUAAGGGAAAUAAAUUUCAUCAGUGAAGGAUCAGUCUUGCAUUAUGGUCAAAAAGUUGAAGACUGUACCUUGGGGCGUCUCUGGAAUGAACUGAAAUCUUCUUGUGAUUUCAUUAAUGCUCAAAAUGAAGUUGAAAAUUUCAAUCGCCAUAAUCGAUGGAAGAAGCGAGGUAUUGCCAUGGUGCCAACCAAAUUUGGGAUAGCUUUCACUUUCAAGUCUAUGAACCAGGCAGGUGCUCUUGUUCAAGUUUAUACAGAUGGAACAGUGUUGGUUACUCAUGGGGGUGUGGAGAUGGGCCAAGGUUUGCAUACAAAAGUUGCUCAGAUUGCUGCAUCUUCCUUUAACAUCCCUCUAAGUGCAGUAUUCAUUUCAGACACAAGUACUGACAAGGUACCUAAUGCUUCACCAACAGCUGCUUCUGCAAGUUCUGACAUGUAUGGAGCUGCAGUAUUGGAUGCAUGCGAGCAAAUAAAAGCACGGAUGGAGCCUAUUGCAUCCAAGUCUAACUUCAGCUCUUUUGAGGAGCUUGUCAGUGCGUGCUACUUCGAGAGAAUAGACCUUUCUGCUCAUGGGUUCUUCAUUACACCUGAUAUUGGCUUUGAUUGGAAAUCUGGAAAAGGCAAUCCAUUUAGGUACUUCACCUAUGGUGCUGCAUUUUCCGAAGUUGAAAUUGACACAUUGACAGGUGAUUUCCAUACUAGGAGAGCAGACGUCCUCCUAGACCUUGGGUUCUCCCUCAAUCCGGCGAUUGAUGUUGGACAGAUAGAAGGAGCAUUUCUACAGGGUCUUGGAUGGGUAGCACUGGAAGAGCUGAAAUGGGGCGAUAAAGCACACAAGUGGAUUCCACCUGGAUGCUUAUUCACAUGUGGACCUGGAAAUUACAAGCUUCCAUCUUUGAAUGAUGUGCCUUUCAAAUUUAAUGUCUCUCUUUUGAAAAAUGCCCCAAACACCAAGGCUAUUCAUUCAUCUAAAGCAGUAGGGGAACCACCCUUCUUUCUUGCAUCAUCUGCCUUUUUCGCCAUCAAGAAUGCCAUAAAAUCUGCAAGGAUGGAAGCUGAUUACAGCGACUGGUUCCCUCUUGAUAAUCCAGCAACUCCAGAGCGUAUUCGAAUGGCUUGCACUGAUGAGUUUACAAGAUUACUUGUGGAUUCUAAUUUUCGGCCAAAGCUAAGUGUUUGAUGGUUGUACGAUACUGAUGUGAAGGCUUAGAGCUUCUGUAUAUUUUCCUGUAACAUUAUGUGACACACUUGAUAAUAACAUGUUAGAUGAUAAUUUAUUCUUGAAAUACAGAGAAAACAUCUUCUGAACAUUAUAAUGGUUAAUAUAAAAAAUAUGUAAUAAGUUUUGCAAAUAAAAGUUCCAUAAAUUCUACGUA
Messenger RNA from Solanum dulcamara, 4393 nucleotides. RefSeq names its product xanthine dehydrogenase 1-like. NCBI's taxonomy places the organism in Eukaryota, Viridiplantae, Streptophyta, Magnoliopsida, Solanales, Solanaceae. Gene Ontology annotation, molecular function: oxidoreductase activity; iron ion binding; 2 iron, 2 sulfur cluster binding. The coding region runs from base 97 to 4197 and encodes 1366 amino acids. The transcript has 14 exons. The record is from RefSeq and is a predicted model, not a curated record.